Molecule: messenger RNA, 353 nt
Organism: Geodia barretti
Lineage: Eukaryota; Metazoa; Porifera; Demospongiae; Tetractinellida; Geodiidae
Source: the annotation of a GenBank genome assembly
AGCACAUUGUAUAGUCAAAUCCACAGUUAUGGAAUCCCAGGCUGUCAAUCUGAAGGUUUAAAGUGUCUUCAAACCGGAACCCAGAAAUCAGACCACUGCACUGGACUAUUGGCUGACCACUGUCUGUCCCAUUCUCCUGUAGUCCACUCAGUGUCAAGUUGUGGACAUAAUGAACGUAUAUUAUUCUCACAAGACUAUGAUUUCCAGGUAAAAACUUGAAAGUGGUGUCAUUAGAAAAAUCUUCCUGAUACUUGGCAUAGUCCAUGAGAGUGAGACACUCACCAGUUGGACGAGGACAAGGAUUGUACUGCACCUCCUCAGUAGUUGGUUUCACACACUUGCACCUUGGUUCU